Messenger RNA from Ctenocephalides felis (cat flea), 1206 nucleotides. It is a transcript of the gene Cep89, whose product is annotated as protein Cep89 homolog. Gene Ontology annotation, cellular component: ciliary transition fiber; centriole. NCBI's taxonomy places the organism in Eukaryota, Metazoa, Arthropoda, Insecta, Siphonaptera, Pulicidae. Gene Ontology annotation, biological process: chemical synaptic transmission; mitochondrion organization; cilium assembly. The transcript has 7 exons. The record is from RefSeq and is a predicted model, not a curated record. Bases 1 to 1206 code for a protein of 401 amino acids.
AUGAAUGAUGUUCCUGAAAUUGGGCAAACAUCAAAGAUGACAAGUGCUAGUGGAGACUACAAAUCCAAAGAUAAAAGUAUAAUUAGUAAUCAGUUCUCUAAAGAAAGAGCUCCUGUGCCGGCGCACAAAACAUUUUCAGCAAAUUUUGGACAUGGACUUGAAAACCUACCAAGAAAAAAAUCAGCAACGAAGAAACAACGGCAUUCUUGCAAAAAUAAAAAUGUAGAAAAAUAUCAUAAAUUGAAACGAUUGUGUAAGGAAUAUGACCAUAAAAAUUUUAUUCUUCAACAACAAAUAUGCGUGCUUAAAGAAAAAUUAUCGUCAUUACGAAGUUGCAAUGAAGAGUUUGCAUUAGAAAACGGUAAAUUAAGAUUAAAACUGAAUUCAUUAACUGAGGAUUUUGUGGAAAAUAAAAUUGACCCCACUAUUGAACCACGCACCGAAGAAAUUGAAACUCUCAAGACCCAAAUUGAUAAAUAUAAAUGUGAAAAUCAUCAACUAGAACAAGAUUUACAUAUGAUGAAGAUCUUAGUUUACAGAUUAAAUGUCCAAUUGGAAAGAUACCAAGAUAAACUUGCUAACGCUGCUGAUAAAAAUACCACAAAAGGUAUUCUUGAAUCUAGCUCAGCGUCUCAAACUCCGCUUCCUGAGCCUAUGAACUGGGGUCGAGUCAACACCCAUACUUUAGCUCCUCUUCUAAAUGCAUUAUCGCAUUCGAUUUGUGAGAAAACAGAAUUAAUUCAUAAAUGUGAAGAUACUAUGAACACAUUUACGUGGAAAAUGAAGGAAAUUCUAAUGGAGAAUGAACAUCUUCACAAUAAAUUGAAAGAUAUCGAAAUACUUAAAAAGCACGUAGUAGUCUGGAAAUCUCGAUCCGAAAUUCUGAUGCAGAAGAAUAACUUUUUGAAUAAGAAACUUUUACAAAUUCUGACAUGUUACGAAAAUAAGAUAAAAUCAAUGGCUUUGAGUUAUAAUAACUUAUAUGAGCAGUAUAUUAAGAUCAACAAGGAAGUUCAAGCCAAUUCAAUGCAAACAAAGGACUUGGACUUGGAAAAAUUGCAAGAAGAGCGCCAAACUAAAUCGUACACAGAUAGUGUAAAAUUGAAAGAGGCAAUAAAUUCUUUAGAAUAUGAAUUAUCAAACCUCAAAAAGAAAAACGACGAAAUAACGGAAAAGUAUGCUGCCGAAAAACAGAAUUCUGAGUAA